CUGCAAAAUAAAGGCAUUCUUAUUCAACCACUCUAUCAAGAAGUAUGGCAGUCAAGUGGUAUUGAUCCAGAAGAAAUAAUUGAACUUUUAGUUCAUUUUCGUCUUGCAGCUCCAGUUCAAACCGAGCUUAGCAGAUUCAAGCCGCAAUAUUUUCUUCCAGCAGUGCUACCAGGAUACACAGGUGACCCUAAUGAAGUACAUCCUGGUUAUGAGCUAAGAGCCUCACCUGUACACAUUACAUUCUCCACUGGGUAUGUACCUCCUGGCUUCUUCACUUGUUUAGCAACUGCUGUAGCUACAAAUCCCAAUUUUGAGCUCAGUUUUGAUGAUUAUUUUGCAGCCUCUGCCAUUCAUUCAAAAAGUAUCUAUCGUAAUCGUGUCUACUUCUCUUAUGGUUGUCCUUCUGAUAACUUUGUUCUCACUGAUAUUAAUGAAGCUAUUCAAGUUGAUGUAAUGAGAUAUGUCCCUGAAAAUAGUCAUCCUGUUCCUUUCAAAACUGUUUGUCAGAACAUCAUGAAAUUGCUUGAGGAAUGUUGCCAGAAAGUAGAAGACACUCUCACUCUUUACCAUAAUGGUAGCAAUGCUGAUCGAUCAUCAAGAAGAGUACAAUACAUGUGUCAAUGCAGUCGUUCCAGUGAAGUCCAUUACAUAAAGAACAUUGAUGCUGAGAAGCAGAUAUGCUCUGAGUUUGUUCACUGCAAAAUGGAAAGUAUUCCUCGCCGCCUAACCAUUAAUGAGUUAAUGUGGUUUAAAAAGAUCAGUGCACGUGAAUCCAAUGAUGAUCAACAAGAAGUUAUGUUGACUAUUGCAAAUCUAGUUGAUAUCAUACGUGUGUUAGAAAAAAGUAACUUUCAAAAUCAAAAAUGGCGUAAACUUGGUCUCUACUUGGGUCUGAUCCACCCCGAAUUGAAGACUAUUGAGGAUAAUUAUCCACGAGAUGCUGAGCGAUGUCUUGAAGAAUGUUUAGCAGAAUGGCUUAAAAAUGAUACUGAAGCAACGUGGGAGAAACUAGCUAUUGCUGUUGGUGAAGCGGGAGAGAAAUCAGCUGCUACUUAUAUAAGAUCAGAAAAGACCUUUAACAGAUGAUACUAG
Messenger RNA from Amphimedon queenslandica, 1092 nucleotides. RefSeq lists its product as uncharacterized. Gene Ontology annotation, molecular function: protein binding. The transcript has 4 exons. The annotation marks the transcript as partial. The record is from RefSeq and is a predicted model, not a curated record. NCBI's taxonomy places the organism in Eukaryota, Metazoa, Porifera, Demospongiae, Haplosclerida, Niphatidae. Gene Ontology annotation, biological process: signal transduction.